This is a messenger RNA of Sorghum bicolor (sorghum), 1595 nucleotides long. Its product is annotated as metacaspase-5. Bases 174 to 1418 code for a protein of 414 amino acids. Gene Ontology annotation, biological process: proteolysis. The record is from RefSeq and is a predicted model, not a curated record. The transcript has 2 exons. Gene Ontology annotation, molecular function: cysteine-type endopeptidase activity. Lineage: Eukaryota; Viridiplantae; Streptophyta; Magnoliopsida; Poales; Poaceae.
GCCAGCGAGCGUCCCACCCAAAAGUCCAAAGCCCCCCCACCAGCCAGCCACCAUCCUCCUCUUCCUCGAAACCGUCGAACGCACGCACCGCGCCGCCGCGUAGCCUCGCCUCGCCUCACCGUCGCCGGCCGCCGAUUCGACGCGACGCGGCUUCGAAUCUGGAAAAGGCACCGAUGGGGGCGAAGCGGGCGGUGCUGGUGGGCAUCAACUACCCGGGCACCAAAGCGGAGCUCAAGGGGUGCCACAACGACGUCGCUCGCAUGCGCCGGUGCCUCGUCGACCGCUUCGGCUUCGACGAGUCCGGCAUCCGCGUCCUCAUCGAUGACGGCUCCGCGCUGAAGCCCACGGGGGCCAACAUCCGGCGGGAACUCGCGCGCCUCGUCGGGGACGCGCGGCCCGGGGACCUGCUCUUCUUCCACUACAGCGGGCACGGCACACGGCUGCCCGCCGAGACCGGGCAGGACGACGACACCGGAUACGACGAGUGCAUCGUGCCCUGCGACAUGAACCUUAUCACAGACCAAGAUUUCACGGAGCUUGUGCAAAAAAUCCCCAGUGGCUGUCUCUUUACCAUAGUUUCUGAUUCGUGCCACAGUGGUGGACUACUUGACAAGACGAAGGAACAGAUUGGCCACAGCACCAAGCUGAACCAGACCCAGCGCCGGGAACUUGAAGAACGGCCUGCUUCUGACACUAGCUUCCGGGAAUUCCUCAAAGAUACUGUUCGGGACGUGUUUGAGUCUAAAGGAAUUCACCUGCCCCACCGUAGCCAUAGCCACCGGCAAGGUCACGGUGACGACGAUGAUGCUGAAGAGUCACGCUACAUCAACACAGCCGAUGCCCAUGUCAAAAACCGGUCGCUACCUCUCUCGACAUUGAUCGAGAUGCUCAAGGAGAAGACUGGGAAGGAUGACGUUGAUGUAGGCUCAAUCCGGCUAACACUAUUUAACCUCUUUGGAGACGACGCCAGUCCGAAGAUAAAGAAGUUCAUGAAGGUCAUGCUGAACAAGUUACAGCAGGGACAGCAUGGUGGCAUUGUGGGCUUCAUGGGCGCCCUGGCACAGGAAUUCCUGAAAGCCAAGCUUGAUGGCAAGGAAGAAGAGCUCGACCCAGCCAUGAAACAAAAUGUGCACAGCGACCAAGAGGUGUAUGCCGGGACGACGGCGAGGGUGCCAAGCAACGGUGUCCUGAUCAGUGGGUGCCAGACCGACCAGACGUCUGCGGACGCGACCACACCGAAGGGUGUGUCCUACGGUGCGCUCAGCAAUGCCAUCCAGGCCAUCCUCUCGGAGCGCGGGAAGGUAACAAACAAGGAGCUCGUGCUGAAAGCGCGCAAGAUGCUGUCGAAACAGGGCUACACCCAACAGCCUGGGCUCUACUGCAGCGAUGAGAAUGCGAGUGUGGCUUUCAUAUGCUGAUUCAUUGGGUUUGUCCUAUGGAUUGCAAUAUUUGUAUAUUGUCACUUUAUGGUGUCCAUGUGAGGUUGACUGGUGGUUAUGUUUUUCGAUGAAAUUUGGGAAUGGAUUGUUUCUUCGCAGGAUGACAUUCUUUGAGGUUACUAUGUUUAACCACAUUGACUUUUCAAAGAAAAAAAA